CCUGUCGGCAUCUUGAUCCGACUCAUCCCCGAUACACUCGUGCUCAAACUCAUUCCCGCUUCGCUGAAGCGACGGUCGUCACGUGCUCCUGGUCUCACGGUUUCGGAUGAGGAACGGUUCAACUACUACCCCGAUGCUCUUACCGAUGUCCGAGACGAACUAGCCUUCAUCAAGAGACUCAAGGGAGGACGUAUCAACAGUCUCAAAUUUGCGGUUAAGCAUCCUAAGGAAGCCUUUAUGCAGAUCCGCAGCCCUUCCCAUUCGAGAUCGAACUCGAUGAGAGAAGCCGCACCUCGGACUCCUGUUAGAGAGGACAGCACAGGGGAGUCACCUGCGCCGACUCCGGAUUCACGCGCGCGUUCCAGAUCUAUGAGAUCGGGCAGGAGUCGGUCAAACUCUGCACUUGGAGCCACGACUGUGAUGGCCGGCAUCAUCGCCAGUAGUGUGGGUGCCGGUUGGUCUCCGGUCACAGAGCGCAGCAAUGCAGAGUUCCCGCCGCGCUCUGGUCCAUCUCCUUCUCCUCUCGCAUUUACCGAGGAGCCCGAGCCGAUCGAGGAGGGUUCAAAAGCGGACGUCCCGACACUUAAAGUGCCCGAGCCUCCCUCUAAAUCAUAG
Messenger RNA from Neoarthrinium moseri, 615 nucleotides. RefSeq lists its product as uncharacterized. The annotation marks the transcript as partial. The transcript has a single exon. The record is from RefSeq and is a predicted model, not a curated record. NCBI's taxonomy places the organism in Eukaryota, Fungi, Ascomycota, Sordariomycetes, Amphisphaeriales, Apiosporaceae.